Molecule: messenger RNA, 1501 nt
Organism: Protobothrops mucrosquamatus (brown spotted pit viper)
Lineage: Eukaryota; Metazoa; Chordata; Lepidosauria; Squamata; Viperidae
Product: hephaestin-like protein 1
Exons: 8
Biological process (GO): iron ion transport
Cellular component (GO): plasma membrane
Molecular function (GO): copper ion binding; ferroxidase activity
Source: RefSeq, a predicted model, not a curated record
AUGCCUUCUGUACAACUGCUCGCUUGCCUUUUGAUCUGUAUAAUCCUGCCGUUUUUAAUCUUAAUCCAAGCAGCUACCAGAAUCUACUACAUUGGCGCUGUGGAAGAAUAUUGGGAUUAUGCACCUACGGGGAAGAAUCAGAUCACGGGACAAAAGCUCACAGAAGAUAAGGAGGCAAAUAACACUAUGAGAAGAGGACCUAACAGGAUUGGACGAGUUUACAAGAAGGCAAUUUUCAAGCAGUUCACCGAUGAUUCCUACUCUCACGAGAUUGCCAAACCAUCUUGGCUGGGUGUUCUUGGUCCGGUGCUGAAGGCUGAAGAAAAGGACACAUUUAUGAUUCAUUUUAAAAACUUUGCUUCCCGGCCAUAUUCUGUACAUCCGCACGGAAUCUUAUACAAGAAGGACUCAGAAGGAGCUCUUUAUCCUGAUGGAACAAGUGGAAAGAGUAAAGAAGAUGACUUUGUUCUCCCUGGGACCAACUACACAUACAUAUGGCCAGUUACUGAGGAUUUUGCACCUACUCCAGCUGAUCCACCAUGUCUGACCUGGAUUUACCAUUCACACAUUAACAGCCCAAAAGAUAUCAACAGUGGGUUAAUUGGACCUUUGCUGGUUUGUAAGAAAGGAUUUUUAGGCAACAUUUCAGCUUCAGCGGCAGACAACUUCAAAGGCUUUGCCCUGAUGUUCAGCAAUAUAGAUGAAAAUUUCAGCUGGUACCUGGAUGAGAAUAUAAACACUUUUUGCUUAGAUCCUAGUACGGUCGAUAAAGAGGAUGAAGAUUUUCAGCUCAGCAAUAUUAUGUUAUCAAUUAAUGGAUAUAUGUAUGGAAACCUUCCUGGAUUGGAAAUGUGUGCUGGUGAUUUGGUGUCCUGGUACUUGAUUGGAAUGGGGAGCGAGUUGGAUGUUCACUCUGUGCACUUCUUUGAUCAUGUCCUGAUUAACAGAGGAUAUAGGACAGAUGUCAUUAGCCUUUUUCCUGCCACCUUCAUCACGGCAACGAUGGUUGCGCAGAACAUUGGGAAAUGGCUUGUAAAUUGUGAAGUCAAUCGUCACAUGACAGAUGGAAUGUCAGGAUUAUAUAGCAUCAAGUCUUGUGGUCAAAACAUCACUCCUUCCUGGAGUGGUCAUAAAAGAAAAUAUUUUAUUGCCGCUGAAAGAAUUCUGUGGGAUUACGGACCAGGUGGUAUUAAUACAUUCACCGGGCAACCUUUAAAUGCCACUGACAGUGACUCAGCGCCUUACUUUAGACAAGGAGAUGAUCGAAUUGGAGGACGCUACUGGAAAGUCCACUAUGUGGCCUACACCGAUGGUAGCUUUAGCAGAAAAAUGAAGCGACCCGCAUCUGAGGCCCAUCUUGGCAUACUUGGCCCAGUUAUCAAAGCUGAAGUUGGUGAUAUCAUCUUGGUUACUUUUCUCAAUAGAGGAGACAAGAACCAUAGCAUGAUGCCCCACGGUGUAGCUUUUGAUAAGUCAUCGGAAGGAUUCCCUUAUGCUGAUG